Molecule: messenger RNA, 966 nt
Organism: Fundulus heteroclitus (mummichog)
Lineage: Eukaryota; Metazoa; Chordata; Actinopteri; Cyprinodontiformes; Fundulidae
Product: sialic acid-binding Ig-like lectin 14
Exons: 6
Coding region: 1-966 (321 amino acids)
Source: RefSeq, a predicted model, not a curated record
AUGAAGAAGGACUAUGUGAGUCUGAUGUCUGAGAACGUGCUGAGAGUCAACAUGUUACUGAGCGUCUUCUUUCUUCCAGAUUCUCCUUGGAGUCCCAGCAUUAACAUCCCUGUUGAUCUGAAGGAGCAUCAGUCUGUCACUAUCAGCUGCUCAGCUUUGACUCCCUGUCCACACUCACCUCCUGAACUCACCUGGAAUCUCCAACAAGACUCUCACAGACAAACAGAGAAAAACACAGAGGGAACCUUUACAACUAAAAUCCAGGAGACCAUCACUCUGUCAGACACACAUGAUGGAUACAACAUCAGCUGUUCUGCCACAUAUCCUGUGAAUGGAGGAAACAAGACAGCAGAGACAGAAGUGACUCUCAGUGUUUCAUAUGCUCCUAAAGACACCUCAGCAUCCAUCAGUCCAUCAGGUUUGGUGUCAGCAGGUAGCUGGGUGGAGCUGAGCUGCUCCAGCAGAGCCAAGCCUCCUGCCAGCUUCACCUGGUUCAGGAACAGCAAACAUGGAGCCAUUAAUGUAUCUGUGGGGCAGGUUUACAGCUUCAAUGCUACUGAGGGAGGAGAGUAUUACUGUGUGGCUACAAAUAAUCUGGGUCAUCAGAGAUCAUCAGUGAUUCUUGUUAGUACUGAAGCAGAGAUGUUUCAGUAUUUGAUUCCACUUCUUACAGUGAUUGUUGUCAUUGUGCUCAUCUGCCUGGUGAUCUCUGUUUGGCGGUUCAAGUUCAAACAUUCAACUCCCCAACAGACUCAGAGUCAAACAGGUGUGGAGGUUCAGGUAGCAGCCAACAAAGCAGAGGAAGAACUCCAUUAUGGAGAAGUGAACUUCCUACAGAGAGGACAUGAAGCCUCCGCCGUCUCAGUGCAGGACAGAGGACAGCAGGACACGGUGUACGCUCAGGUCAAAGUGUCUCCUGACUGUCCAGAGGAUGUCUACGCUGAAGUAAAGAAAAAAAAAUUUUGA